UCGGUCUUCCAUCCGGCAAGGGCCGUUCUGGCUGGGAGAGUUCGGACUCAUAUGCAACUACGUUCUUUUGGCCUGGGCUCGUCUUCACUCUUGUUGUACGUGUCACCUCUACCCCAUGCUGAACUUGUUACCUGCUAAUUCUCGUUCCCCUCCGACAUGCAGAUGUACGCUUUCCCGCCUUUAUACCCGGCAACUGCCGACAACAUGAAUUGUGUUUCUGUGGUUUACGUGAUCACGCUCAUAGUGGUGGUUGCCUGGUGGUUCUUGAAAGCGCGCUCAGCAUAUGACCCUGUUACCCCAACCCAGUACAGACCUUUCCCUCUUCGUUGCCUUGUUUUGGGCAGGCGAACAAUGCUGACAGGUAUGAAUAGGACCUUGCUUGGGUUGGUUGGAAGAAAUCAGGACUUGGUUGUACGCUGGGACCCAAGGGCUUCGACUUCUUCGUCAAGCUUAAGAGCUACCAUAUUAAGGACCACCAAGCAUAGAGAAGUGUGGCGUCAAUACAAAUAUUCAAGGCGGAUGGGAUACGCCAUGAUAGGUCGAGGUUUUUCUGUGUAACUAAAGCCAUUAAACCCAAUGUUCGCG
Messenger RNA from Colletotrichum phormii, 585 nucleotides. RefSeq lists its product as uncharacterized. The transcript has a single exon. Lineage: Eukaryota; Fungi; Ascomycota; Sordariomycetes; Glomerellales; Glomerellaceae. Bases 157 to 558 code for a protein of 133 amino acids. The record is from RefSeq and is a predicted model, not a curated record.